Molecule: messenger RNA, 8204 nt
Organism: Aricia agestis (brown argus)
Lineage: Eukaryota; Metazoa; Arthropoda; Insecta; Lepidoptera; Lycaenidae
Gene: scrib
Product: protein lap4
Exons: 37
Coding region: 173-6811 (2212 amino acids)
Biological process (GO): neurotransmitter receptor transport, endosome to postsynaptic membrane; neurotransmitter receptor transport postsynaptic membrane to endosome
Cellular component (GO): postsynaptic membrane; postsynaptic density; adherens junction
Molecular function (GO): protein binding
Source: RefSeq, a predicted model, not a curated record
UUGCAGUUUGUGGCUUCAUUUUCGUGGGUGAGGUGUUCUGUAAAACUUACGCUAUAUUUUGAUGUCGAUGAUCUAUAAAAAAUGCUGCCAAAGUGUUAAAACCGUGCAAGUGCUCAAAUAUGUGUCGUGAUAGUGAUUUAUCCAUUGAUAGCUCCGAAGUGUAGUGUCCAACAUGUUUCGAUGUAUACCUUUGUUUAAAUGUAAUCGCCAAGUGGAAUGUGUAGACAAGCGGCACUGCUCGUUGCCUACUGUGCCUGAAGAGAUUUUACGAUAUUCUAGGAGCUUAGAGGAGCUUUUCCUCGAUGCCAAUCAUAUACGUGACCUCCCUAAAAACUUCUUCAGACUACAUCGACUAAGAAGAUUAGGUCUUAGUGAUAAUGAAAUUCAUAAACUUCCAUCUGACAUACAGAACUUUGAAAAUUUAGUUGAAUUAGAUGUAUCCAGAAAUGACAUUCCCGACAUCCCCGAGGACAUCAAGAAGCUCCGCGCGCUGCAGAUCGCGGACUUCAGCAGCAACCCCAUACCGCGGCUGCCGGCCGGCUUUAGCCAGCUGCGCGCGCUCACCGUGCUCGGCCUCAACGACAUGUCGCUCACCAGCUUGCCCAGCGACUUCGGCAGUUUGAUGUCACUACAGUCGUUGGAGCUGAGAGAGAAUCUACUUAGAUCAUUACCAGAAUCACUGAAGAACCUCACGAAAUUGGAGAGGCUAGACCUCGGGGACAAUGAAAUCGAAGAAUUGCCCGGGUUCGUUGGGGAGUUGCCUGCGCUUCAGGAGCUCUGGCUGGACCACAACAAACUGCAGUACUUGCCCAGCGAGAUCGGCAACCUCAAAGCCCUAGUGUGUCUGGACGUUAGCGAGAAUAAACUAGAGAAAAUUCCAGAGGAGAUCGGCGGGCUCUGCUCACUGACCGACUUGCAUUUGUCGCAGAACAUGCUAGAAACCGUACCGAACGGUAUAGGAGACCUAUCCAAGUUAGCUAUAUUGAAAUUGGACCAAAAUAGACUGCAUACGUUAAAUGAAAAUACUGGAAGGUGUACGAGUCUACAAGAGUUGAUAUUGACGGAGAAUUUCUUAAUAGAGUUGCCCAAAUCGAUCGGGAAUCUCAAGGAGUUGACGGUACUGAACGUAGAUAGGAAUUCUUUAGCCGAAAUACCUUUGGAGAUAGGCAAUAUGACGUUGUUGGGUGUUCUCAGUUUGAGGGACAACAAGUUGACGAAAUUGCCCAAUGAGUUGGGCAACUGUAAGUCCCUACAUGUAUUGGAUGUUAGUGGCAACAGGCUUAACUACUUACCCUACACACUAGUGAAUUUAGAAUUGAAAGCGGUGUGGUUAUCAGAAAACCAAGCGCAACCACUACUUACCUUCCAAACCGACAGGGAUGAGGCAACCGGGGAAAAUGUACUCACAUGCUUCCUAUUACCCCAACUGAGUUAUACACAGCAGCCAGAAUUGGAUCAUACGUCAGAGGUCGGCAGUGGCACAUGGUUCAGGGAACACAGAUUUAAUUCACAGUCACAAGAGCUUGAUAGAAUUAGAGAAACUCGGGAUCAAGACUCAGACGACGAUUGGGAGGAGAAGGAAGCGUCUCGCACCAUAUCCGUCAAGUUCACUGAAGACAUGCCAGAAGCGAAAGAGACGCCGUUUGUGAGACAGAACACGCCACAUCCGAAGGAGCUGAAGGCUAAAGCUGUGAAACUGUUUACUCGGACUCCGGAGCAGCAACCUGAGAAGCCAGUAGAUCCGCCCACUGUGAAUGGAACCAUCAAGUCGCCUCCCGAACCCGUGCAGGCUACAGAGUUUGUUAAACCUGUACCAGCGCAAGUGGUAACGGAGGUGCUCCCGGACGAGGACAACUCGUACGACAAUCGCGCGCACGAAUCCUCCGAAGGCGAACAGGAGGAGAACGAUGAUUCCGAGGAGCUCGAGCGGGGCGAGGGUCGGCGGGUGGCGUGGCAUGGCGUUCGGGACAAGGACGGCAAGAUCACGGGCGGCCGCCUGCACCGCCGGGAUACUCCACACCACCUUAAGAACAAGCGCAUCAACACCAUCGACGCGGGCCGCGCCAGAGAUCUCAUAGCGCAGGCGAUAAAGAAACGAGAGCAACACGAAACGAAAACCGACGACGAGGAGGCCGCAGACGACGCGCCUGAUGGCGAAUCAGUAUCUGAGCGCGCCGACAGCGAGGCUCGUAUAUUGAACGAGCAGCGAUGCAUAGAAGUACGCAUCGCGCGGUCGUCCGGCGGGCUCGGGCUCAGCAUAGCCGGCGGCCGCGGCUCCACCCCCUUCAUAGGCGACGACGACGGCAUCUUUAUAUCGCGGGUCACGCCCAACGGACCCGCAUACAAUGCUGGACUCAGGGUUGGUGACAAAGUGUUGGCGGUGAACGGUACGUCAGUGGUGGAUGUGGACCACUACUACGCCGUCGAAGUGCUCAAAGCCAGCGGUGCAGUACUCACUCUAGUGAUCACCAGAGAAUCACCUACAUCCACCAGAACACACAGCCGGGCGCCGAGCGGCGCGAGUCAUCAUUCCGUGUCCAGCACCACAGACACUAUUUCCACGUUGGAAAAUGGACAGAUACCGACCGGUCGCGGGGUGCCGAUGAAGCCGCUCAUCAUCAGCAACCAGUACGCGGAGGAGUACGAGCCAGAACAGAAGGAGCCAGUGGUAACCCAGGUGGUGCAGACUGCUGCGCCGACGCCGGCGCCAACGUUCCAGAGGUUACAGGCGUCGCCGCCGCCCGCCACACAGCCUUAUGUCCCACCGGUGUACCAACAAAAGGUGUUGGUCCACACGACGCUGAUCCGCGACGGGUCUGGUCUCGGGUUCAGCAUCGCAGGCGGACGCGGCUCCCCGCCGUACCGCGACGACAGCGACGCGCUGUACGUGUCGCGCGUCUCGCCGCUCGGUGCCGCCGCCAAGGACGGCAAGAUGGCGGUCGGCGAUCGGCUAGUGUCGAUAAAUGGCGUUGACAUGGAAAACGCGCCGCAUGAAGCUGCAGUCGCCAUGUUGACUGGUCACGAGAGAUUCGUGAGAUUAGUACUGGAGAGAACGAUCACAUCCGAUCAAGGCGAGUUGCCGUCCCGAAAAUCCAUAUCCGAAGAGAUAAAAGAGCUGAAGUCGAGUCACACCAACAUCAGCGCCGCGUCGACACCCAAGCCGAGCGCGAACCACGUCCCGCCGGUCGGCAACCACACUACGCGGGUCUCGCACGCUUCACCGCAACCGCACGUGCAAACGGCACAACCGCAACCGAGGCAGCAACCUCCGCAACCGACUUAUGCACCCAUCACAAAACAAACACAACCACAGACCCAAACUUUCGCACCAGCCGCACCGCAACCCGCACCGAGAAAACUCAGUCAAACGAACGGAACGGCGGGAACCAAACCGGCAACUAACAGUACGAGCACGCCUCUAACUCCCGGCGCCAAUAAAUUGCACGGCUCUAGCGACGACGUGUUCGACGAUAUUCAGCCGGCGCGGCCGCUAACGAACGAGGACUUCCAAGCGAUGAUACCCGCGCACUUCCUGGGCGGCGCGCGCGCGGAGGAAAGCGUGGCGGAGGGGGGGACGGGCGUGAGCGUGACGGUGCGGCGGCCCCGCCCCCCGCCCGCGCUGCCCGCGCCGCCCGCCGCGCCCGGCCGCGUCACUGAGACCAUCACCAAGUCGACCUUCACCGAGACCACCGUCACCCGCGUCACCGACAACCGCCUCGUCGCGCCGCUAAUCAUAGAAGAAGUCACAUUGCUAAAGGAAGGUGGAUCUCUCGGGUUCAGUAUAAUUGGCGGCACAGAUCACUCCUGUGUCCCGUUUGGUGGAAAAGAACCGGGAAUUUUUAUAUCACAUGUGGUGCCGGGUGGUGUGGCCGCUCGGUCGGGCAAGCUGCGCAUGGGUGACCGCCUGCUCGCCGUAAACGGUACGCCACUUGCGGGCGCGGCGCACCGCGACGCCGUACAACUACUGCUGCAACCUGGACCGACGCUGGCUCUGACAGUCCGACACGACCCGCUGCCCGCUGGUUUCCAGGAAUUAACGAUCGUUAAACAAGAAGGAGAGAAAUUGGGCAUGCAUAUAAAGGGCGGUCUGAAUGGUCAGCGCGGCAACCCUAAUGAUCCUAACGACGAAGGAGUUUUCAUAUCGAAAAUCAACAGUGGUGGUGCGGCAAGGGGAGAUGCAAGACUAAAGGUCGGUAUGCGUCUGCUGGAAGUGAACGGAGUGUCGCUGCUGGGCGCGUCGCACGCGGAGGCGGUCAACGCGCUGCGGUCGGCGACGCGCGCGCCGCUACACCUAGUGGUGUGCCACGGAUACUCGCGGGAUAAGUCGGUGGGCAGCGAAAGCGGAACAGCAGAUACGGGAGGUUCUCUAUCUCACUCCACGUCAAGCCUGGACAGAGAUGACUCGUUGCACCAACCAUCGGAGCAGCGUGUACAACAGGACUUAGUUGAGUUUGAAUACGAGAAACAAGUCGCCGAAACGCGAGGAAAAUCGACGCCGGAAAAGGUGAUGGACAUAGUGCACGCGGUAGAGAGUAUCGCCCUCGAGCCCGGGCCGCCGACGUCGCCCGAGGCACAGCACAAGACCACCACCGUCGUCAUGUCCAAACACACGCUCCAGCCUCAGACGUCGAGUGGGCAAGGGGCGCCGGCGUCGGACGCGGCGCUCCGCACGUCGUCGCCACUCACCAGCGCCGCGGCGGACCGGGACGGCACGCCCGUCGACCCGCCUCCGCACAGACCACCAGCUAAACAAAAACCACAAGUGCCCCGCAAGCCACAACACAAACGAGUUAGUUUCACCCAGGAACACGACGAUCGACAGCCUCCGAACGACCAGACAAACUCACGACCCGACCCGCUUAAUCCGCAUGGAGUCGCCAGGGGAACGAACACUAACGAUGCAUGCAAACCGAAACCCUCCAUACUAAUGCAAAAAACCGGUAGCGAUCUCGACACUUCCAGGACUGUAGUUCGUUCCGAUGAGUUUAUAAUUCCGCCGCCGCCUCUGUUCGCCUCCAAAGUAAGUCAGAGCCACUUAAUACAUCAGAAGCCCCCCGAGCUAGAUCUCCCCCUGAUAACGAUCAUUCCGGAGCGCAUCGUCCUCCCCGAGCCCGUCGUCGCCGAAACGACCGUUCCGUCCUCCAACUCGACGAACUCCCCCGAGUCGGAGUUACCCCCACCUGUAAAUUAUAGCGCUCAUCCCAAAGUAGUUUCAUCGCUCCGGCUAGAUGAUGACAUGUCGCAAUCGCCCAUCUUUUCCACGGUGCCCCCUAGUCAGAUCUUCCGGACCGAGUGUCCCGAAACCGACGAGGUUUUCGAUGAGUCCGUCAGUCCGAGCGGGGAGCCCGAACCCCCCGAACUUCUCCAGGCCCACUACGGGACGCUUCCGAGCGUGUCGCACGUCCCCAACUCCCCGUGCUUCGUGCAUCCCGAUAAAGGCUACUUCACGGACCCAACGAAUCGGGCAUCCUUGACAGAUUUGAGGACCAGAAACUUAUCUCCAAAUAUGGUCCACUCGGCCACCUAUCCGCCCAUAAACCCCUACCCCUCUCUGACGACAGUAGCGGGGACGUUCAACCCGUACACUUGCACCGUGCCUACUCACGUCUCAUCCGGCGACACGUGCUCCUCCCCCUCCAAACCGCAUCUGUCCCCGUCCAUAGUCAGUCACGUAGAGAAGGACAUCAACGCUAACGUUGCGCCCACUCUUUCGAACAAAUCGAGUGAUAGUUCCAAAAAUGUACAGUCGGAAAGAAGAGUUCGUUUUAGCGAUACGAUGACCACGCCGGAAUGCGAUGUCCUUAACAAUUGGGAGCCAGCGAGAGAGGGGAGUGUCUCGUCCAUCCCGACACCCGCAUGGAGCAGCAAAAUCAAAUCCUUCGCCGUCGGCGAGGCUUCCCCACCUCAUUCUGGUAAUUUUGUGAAAGCCUCUGUCAGCGAUAAGAAGAAGUUCUUCGAGAACGCAAUGGAAGAAAGUCACAAGACAUCGCCAAGACCAGAGAAGGUAUUCACGUUCCUAUCAGCGGAUGAGGUGGAGAAAUUGAAGCAGGAGGAGGAGCGCAAGAUGGCGACGUUGUCCCGCAGCGAACAGCGCGCCUGGUCGCCAGAGGGACACACCGACAGCGAACUGUCCGACGACGAGCCCUACGAGAAUGGCCACAGCCGGCGACGGAUACGUAAACGCGUGUCGUCAGGCGCUGUGAGCCCGUCAGCGAAGUCGCGACGACGCGCAGGCACGGAGGAGGACGCUAGCACGCGAGCCGCGCGCCGCGCCGCGUGGCGGGCCGCUCGGCUGCGCUCGCUAGAGCAGGACGCGAUUGAAUCACAAAAAGCGAUUAAAAGCAUGGUUGGUCCUGCGCAUGAGAUUAUAGGGGAGGUGCCUGCGAGAGACAGAUCGCCUCCCGAGAAAUGGCCCCUGCCGCGAAUCGCGUUGCGUACUAAACCGGGGCCGAUUCUGGCCGUCAAGGAGAAGGAAAAGUUGUUAGACGAGAGAAUUACCGUCCGGACCGAGGAAUACGUCUGUCCGACCACGGGCGAUACUAAAGUCCGAACCGUCGAGUACAUUGAGAAAGUCAUAGAGAAAGAGGUCGAAACGACGCAAGAGAAGAUCAUAUCGUUGGAGCUAACUACUAGUCCGAGUAGCGAGACGGCUCCUGACCUAGACCUGGGGGCGGAAGCGGAGGCGGGGGAACAUUCUCUCCAGCCGGAUAUAGUACAAGUCGUCAAUCCGCUGCUCGACGGCGGCGCGGGGCGGGUCACGGCGAUACCGGUCGGCCCCGCCCACCGCCUUACUAACGUCAACGAACAGUAAGCCAGCUGGCGUAUACGUGCAGGUGGCAUAAUACGCUCGCAGUGUGUGGCAGAUACGACGUAUACGUACGGCACGUGGCAUAAUACGCUCGCAGUGUGUGGCAUAUGUGCCGUUUUUAAUUAUUAAAUAUCUUGUGACUUUUGGACGUAAGCAUUAAUGGGAAAGGAUGUCAACGCAAUAUGUCAGUCCUUCGGUCUUCGUAACAGCAUAAUAUUAUUUUGGUUGAAUAUAGCUAAACUAUUGUAUGCGCUACUUUCUACGUAAUUUAACGAUAAUUAAUUGGGUGAUUGAGUGGCAGCUAAUAAAAGUGGAAGUAGUAGUAUUGUAUCCAAAAAUCAAUAUCAUUACGUUUUAAAAUAGCUAAAACCGUGGUCAUAAUAAUUACAUAAUAUUAUGACAUAACACUUCGAGCGUAUUAUAUGCCAAGUUCGUUGUGACGUCACGAACCUCGGUACCUUCGGUAGACGGUGCGGUAAAGUCCGCCUAUAUUGUAUAGGGUUGCCAAAUUCCUUUCAUUGUCCAUUUUACAUAAUCUAGAUGAAAACUUCUUCCGUAAUGUACACGUGUCUUGGAUUUUAGAGUAUUAUAUGUACGUUUUUGUAUAUUAUAUUACAGUUGUAAAUUUUAAACGUUCACAUCAUAGUUAUGUAUUUCGUAUCUGACGACCCAUGGUUCUCCCAUGACAAUUCAGUCGAUCGAUAAAUUCGAACUUGACAGCAGUUAAUAAAAACACAAUUUCACCAACGUAUUUGGUAUUGUUUGUCUCAAUCGUUACUUUAAUUUAUAUUAGGAACGAUAGAGAUAACAUUAUAUUUAAACAGGCGUUGGUGAAAUUGUGAUUAAGCCCAACAACGUCAAGUCACAAGUCGCCAUCGACAGCCAAAACUCGGUGUCGAUCGUCGAAUCUCGAAUUCGACCAUCAAAACCGUCAAAACUCGGUAAAAGAUUUCUUCGAUGUGCCAGCGAUCAUGUACGAUUUCCACCAUUUGUAUUAUAACUGUGAUAAUUAAUAUAGAAAUCCACCGACUCUCACUUUUUGUUCACAUGGAAGAUUUCUAUUAUCGAGUUACUUUACACUUAUGUUGUUCGAUCACAAUUUUUAUUUUUCUACUACAAUUUUGCGGCCAGAUUUUAGUUCUAUUUUGAUAUCUAUCUUGAAAUACUUUACGUAUUUUUAAUAUUUUCAUUCCGUGCGAGUUCUUUUUUAUUUGACUGAAUGCGUGAUGCUACUGGAAAACUGUAUGUUGGAUUACUGUUAAUUUAGAUUAAUUGUUGUGAAAAAUAUUUUAAUGAUUCUAUCGAUGGAUUACGGAGUAAAGUAGAUCAUGUCCAUAAAAUAUGGAAACACGGUCGGCAAAAGUUCCGGGGCUCCGGAAAAUUGUUGGACCGUCGG